GGUAUGACAAACCUCAAGUAUGUGUUCACCAGCGAGCCAAAGCGUACAUUUCCCAUAAAACCCCUCGUCCCCCAUUAGACAGACAGACAGAGACAAAUAGACAGAUAGAUGGAUAGACAGACAGAUAGUGUAAUACGAAGCAAUCUUUAUUUUCUACAUUUGCAAGUAAAGUAUUUGUCCGAAAUUUACAUAAAUAAUUAUGAUAACGCUUAAAAUAAAUCCAGAGUGCUUACAUGACAUACAUUUCCAAAGAUUUGGCAGACUGACAUCUUAAAGCAACAAACGGGUUUCAGCGUUUUGCUGCAUAGACGAAACAUGUUGUAAGACUACAUUUCCCAUAACCACCCUGUGUUUAAAAUCCCCCCACCCCAAGUAAAUGAGGUUUGUGGGAUUUGAUCGCCUUCAGCGGUGGGAGGCGAACCUCUUCCUUAAGUGGCUCUUGCUGCUAUGAACUACAUUUCCCACAAACAAGCAGCGCUCAAGCGUUAACUGCUGGGCUUAUCCUUAACCAGAGAGGAGAUUGGCUCUAUGCUUCAAUACUGCAGGCAGACACCGGUUUUAUGAAGUAAUAAGAUCUGAGGCUCCUUUCAUGUCAUCCCUGUGUGGAGUCGGCAUGGCGCAGCAGGAGAAGAAGGAGGAGGAGAAGGACGAGUACAGCCUGGAGGCGAAAUUUACCGCUGCGGUUCAAGUGAUCCGGAGUUUGCCGGAUGAAGGUCCUUUCCAGCCUUCAGAUGACAUAAUGCUGAGGUUUUAUAGCUACUAUAAGCAGGCUACCAUGGGGCCCUGUCACAUCCCCAGACCGACUGGCUUCUGGGACACUGGAGGCAAAGCUAAAUGGGACGCGUGGAGUUCUCUGGGAAACAUGACAAAAGAGGAAGCCAUGAAGAAUUACAUAGAGCACAUCCAGCUGAUUUUGGAGACCAUCCCAAUCUCAGAGGAAGUUACAGAGCUGGUGCAGAGGCUUGGCAACUUCUACACCGAGGUGGACGGAGAGGGAGAGGAGGAAGGAAACGAGGCAGUCAGGAGGCCCUUCACCAGGCCUUUUGCGGAGCACGCAGAGGAGCUGGUUAAAUCGAUAAAGAAGCCAACAAUGGAAGGCUAUGGGGAUCUGUGGGAGGACAUACAAAACGUCCAGGAGAGCGACAGAGACCGCAGUGUCCUGAGACGAAGUGCGAGCAGCGAGGAGGCCGAGGGAGGCACAGUGAUAUCAGAGGAAAGUGGGGAGAACUGGAACGACGACUUCUGCGCCGACAACGUGGGGACCAGAGAUUGGGACCAGGACCCACGCUUUUUAACCGUGGAGGACAGAAGGUGGCGGUCUGACACUAAGGGGUCCAACAGCAGCCUGGAGCCCAGCGUGUCGUCCUUCACCAACGGCACGCACAGCUCCCUCAACAGCGAGGUGGAGGAGGAGGAGCUGGCCUGCUCCAUGGAGCCCACUGGACUCCAUAACCCAUACCUGCACUUUAAUGGACACUUUAACGACGACCACGAUGCUAAUCCUGAGCGGAACCAUCGACCCACAGACUCUGACAACGAGGAAUUCUGUGACUCAAUGGAGCAUCUGGCCAUGGAGGAGCGGCUGCCUCCGUCUAAAGGCCAGUCCCCCGGGUCAGGAGCUACAUCGGUGAAGACGAGUGACGUUUGGUUUGAGAGCAGCACAACCCUGAAAGAUGCCCAAGAUGAAGGGCCGACGGGAGAUUUCUGCACGAAGGAAAGAGCGGCGUCGAGGAAGCACAGCAGCUCCAUGUCGAAACGAGGACGAGGUUCGCCCAGAGGCGCCUGCAUCCCUCUGCGUUGUGUAAGCGCAGACGCUGCCUGUGACUGCGUGUUGCGGAGCAGACAUCCUGUCGUUGCAACGAGGGGAAGCACGAACGAGCAAAUAGCAGCUGCUCUGCGGAGGCUGCAGCACAACAUGGCCGACGUGCUGCACAGGCUGCACGCUCUAGAAGAGCUCACCAGGUCACAGUCAAGAUCUCCGUCUCCAAGAGAGGAAGGCUUGUUACCCGUUCCACGAAAGCUCCUGAGGCCAUCUUGGUGGCCUUUCCACCUCUCUCCACUCACUGUGGUGUUGACGGCGCUCUGGCCUCUUGUCACCCACUGGCUUGUCCAACUUUAUUUCCAACGUAAAAGAAGGAAAAUACCGUGAGGGCUCUGACACUCGACAGGAACCAAAAAUGCACUUUUGUUUCGCUGUGGCUUCACUGAAGCCAACGUUCCAGAUGUGGAGUUAUGAAACUUGAAUCUGAAAGCUGCAGGAAAUUGGUGGUUUCUCCUAAGCAAGGGGAGCCCUGUUAGGUGUGUGAGAAGAUUUAAUUAUAGCCUGUAGCCAUAAAAUGACUGAAAUGAAAUGAUAGUUUAUGAUUAUACAAUGACUAUAGUUCACCACUAUUGGGGGGUUUCUAGAUUCUCAUUAUUAUUUAUUUGGUGGCUCAUGAUUGUGCAAUUUAGUUAAUUUUAAUGUCUCGGGAAGAUAUAUUUAUAAAUUAUAAAUCAGUGUUUAACUUGUGUAUUUAUUUAUUUAUUUUUAUGUUUAAAUAGGCUGAGGGUAUUUCUCUUAAUAUCUGAUAUACAUUUUAUGUAGCAAGCAGAAAUUUUAAUAUGUAGCUUGUCGCUGCAGUGAAGUAAUAAAUAAUGAUUCCUCCAUCUACAUGGAGAGGUAGCUGAGUCAAAAGCUGACUGCUGAGUCAGCUUUUUAUAUUUAUUUAUUUUUUUGUAAUUUAGAAAAAAGAAAAAUAUAUGCUUUAAAAAAUGAAAAACAAUAAUAGCAGCAAAGAAACUGCUACAGAAGUAUUGAACAAGGUUUGCAGUAAGUGGGUUCAGGUGUCUGUUUAUGUCAUAAUACUGCCUCCAUUUGCAACGUAUACUACAGACAAUCUAUAUUAGCCUUAGCUAAUCAUUCAUCUAGUCAUUUUUACAGUAUAAAUUAAGAUAUUGUACAUUUUAGAUGAUCUUACAGCAAGACUAGUUGUAAUGUGUGACUGUAUAAAACUUCAAAGAUAAAAUAAAACAUUUUUUGUAAC
Messenger RNA from Gambusia affinis (western mosquitofish), 3023 nucleotides. Its product is annotated as acyl-CoA-binding domain-containing protein 5A-like. The record is from RefSeq and is a predicted model, not a curated record. Bases 590 to 2149 code for a protein of 519 amino acids. Lineage: Eukaryota; Metazoa; Chordata; Actinopteri; Cyprinodontiformes; Poeciliidae. Gene Ontology annotation, cellular component: peroxisome. Gene Ontology annotation, molecular function: fatty-acyl-CoA binding. Gene Ontology annotation, biological process: fatty acid metabolic process; autophagy of peroxisome. The transcript is spliced from 14 exons.